AUGCAGAUUUAAAAGACAUAAGAAAUAAUACAUAAUAUAAAUUUGUAUGACGAAAGAGAUCAAUAUGUAAUAUAGAUAUAAUUUAAUGAAGAAGGUUCAAGAGAAGAGUAAAAGCCAGAAAGAAUAAGUCAUUAUUUAAUUCAGGGAAUAGACUUUAUAACAGAUAAUUAAAAUUUAAAAAUUUAACUCAAUAAAAAUGAGCUUAAAGAAAUAAAUCCUUAUAUUUUACUUCAAAAGCUGAUUGAUAAAAUAUAUCAUAUGAGCGCACUCUUUAAAUAGUAAAAGGAUUUCUUUAGGUACUCACCUAUAGUCAAAAAUGUCAGCUUUAACUGGAUUUAUAUUGAUUUAGAAUUGUAAUUUUUUGAGAAACCUUCUUCUCAGCAUUAAAUUUAGAUAUAAGAAACAUUUAAGGCAAGACUCUCAAAUAUACUUUAUACAGACUUAUUGAAAGAAAUUAAUUUAAAAAUUUCAGAUGAAAGCUCAUUUUAUUAAGUACAAAUUAUCAAAAAAAUAACAGAUAAAGAAUAACAAAAGUAUAGUCCAGAAAUGCUAGAAGAUAAUUUUUUCAUGAAUCAAGUUUAUAGUAUGAAUGAACCUAUAGUUCAUCAGCUAGAACUACUUUGUUUAAUACUCUACUUAAUCAAUUACGAUAUCAAUAAAAACAAAUAAUAUUACAUGGAAGAUUACUUUGAUUUUUUACUUUUUAGUAAACGUAUCAAGCAUUUACCAUAAAAUAGAUCAGUGUGUUUGUAUAUUACAAGAGUGGUUUAAACCUACUAAAAUGACUACUUUUAAGAAAUAGCAACUAAUCCUUUCAUAAUAUAUAAAAGUAUGCCUUUUUCGCUAACGUUUUAUAUUUAAGACUGUAUAGAAUGUUAAACAAUUUCAAAAAAAAUAAGUGAAUAUGUAAGUAUUUCUCAUUAAAUGCAAUUAUAGAAUAUAGACCCUGAGUAGAUUAAAUAAAAAAAAGAAAUUUAUGAAAACUAAAUUUCAGAUUUAAAAUAAAAAGUUUAAUAGCAUACAAGAGUGAUAAACUUGCAGAUAAAUGUCAUUUAAGACAUUUUCUAAAACUAAUAUUAAUACAAUGAUAAGAUUUGUUAAUAUAUGUAUACAUAUUUAAAGACUCUUCAGACAUUAUAUUCUCGAUUUUUUACUUAACUAGAAAAUAUUCUUAACCCUACUAAGAAUUAAACCUUGAAAAUAUUUGAACCCUUUGAAUCUAAUUUUAUUGGUACUAUCUUCAACAGAUAGAGUCAUUCCAUAUAAAUUCGAGUUAUUUUAACUGAUUAAGAUAAAUUAGAUAUUUUUUAUAAGAAUUUAAAAAGCUAUACCUGUUAAAUUUAGAAAUUGUUAAGGUAGGUAUAUUUUAUGAAUCUUAUAGGAAAAGAUCCAAAUGAUCUUGAGAGUCUUAAUGUAAAUUAGCCAUAAUUUAAUUUCGAUCUAAAUGAUGAUAUGAUAAAUUAGCAGAUUGCUUUUGAAAUAAAAAGAUAUGGAUUAUUAUUUAGCAUUGUAGUUAAACCAAAAUUUAUAAAUUAAUCAAAAAUUCUAUUUUGUGACAUUUUAUUUAAGUAAGCUCUUGAUUCUAAUAAUACUUAAAUUUUUAAAGAAAAUAAAGAUAUACGCUUUUAAGAUCUAAUUAAACUUAUGUUUAAAUCAGUUUACAGCUUUGAAAUUGAUUAGAUGCCUAUUUAAAAUCAAAUUAAACAUAUGACAAAUUAUUAUGAUCUAAUUUGUUAAUUUCUUAAAAACUAAGAUGAUGAGCUUUAUAUUUAAAUUAUUAAAAGUCUUGAAGAAUUAGAUAAAAAUAAUAUAUUUACUGACUUUUCUAAAAAAGAUCUUGAUAUUAAAAAUAUAGAAGGUAAAGGAUUUUAAUAACCUAAAUACUUGUUUGAAAUUAAAUCUUUUUACGAGAUGAUCAAUUACUAAAGGUUUUUUACAUUUUCCAUUAAAAUAUACUUUGGUAAAUGUAUUCAAAAUAAACUUUUCAUAUUGAUGGAAAUAAAACCUAACGAAGUUGAAGUAAAAUAAAUCUAAGUAGCUGAUAUUUAAUAGCAUAUAAAAUAUUUUAUGAAUAAAUACACCAUAUUUUAGUGA
This is a messenger RNA of Tetrahymena thermophila SB210, 2094 nucleotides long. RefSeq lists its product as hypothetical. The transcript has 3 exons. Lineage: Eukaryota; Ciliophora; Oligohymenophorea; Hymenostomatida; Tetrahymenidae. The record is from RefSeq and is a predicted model, not a curated record.